CAGGGAACAAGUGUGCAGGGUUCACACAGACUUUGACAGCUGCUAACACUCACAGAUUUCACCUGAUCUCCAGAGCAUUUGGGAGUUCGAUAAGAGUGGCAGUUCCUCUUUCACCAACUAUCUUUGAUGCAGACAAAGACAUUUUUUCGCAUGAAGAUCCAUUAAUAAUUCCCAGGGGAAAACGGCAAACAUUUAAAAAGAAAAGCACCUUUAAAGGCUAAACGAUGGCCAACUUUGGAGGACACGCCCUUCCUGGUACCUUCUUCCUGUUUUAUGGCUUUUGGCUGACAGUGAAACAUACUCUCCAACAAUACUGGAGGAUGAGUCAGCCCAACAAAAGACAGGGCAUGCCACCUUUAUUUAAAAAAUUGGACUACAUCGAAGGAGGAUUCAAAAUAUUUGCCUCGUUUGUGGGUAUUAUGGUGGAACAGUUUGUGAUGGAUGGGCCACACGCCCACCUGUACGACAGAGACAACCAAUCCUGGGUGAAGCUGAUGAACUGGCAGCACAGCACCAUGUAUCUGUUCUUUGGGAUCUCAGGGAUAGCAUUGAUCACCAGCACCAAAUCCAAACAGGUGCCACCUGGCAUUGACCGCCUUGCUCUCUCCAUCGCUCUUUUUGUGGAAGGCUUUCUGGUCUAUUCCACAUGCGUGAAAAGUCCCCGCCUUCUGGACGCCCACAUCCACUCGCUGCUGCUCGUGGCUGUGUUUGCUGGAGCAGCUAGCACCAUGUUGGAGGUGUUCAUAGACAACUUUGUUCUGGAGCUGCUCAGGGGGUGUCUUUUCAUCCUGCAGGGCUCAUGGUUCUUCCAGAUUGGAUUUGUUCUGUACCCUUCAAACGGAGGCGAGUGGGACUUGACACUGCACAACAACGCCAUGUUUUUCACAAUGUGCUUCUGCUGGCACUUAGCUGUCGCCCUUCUUCUGGUCGCCUGCACAGUGUGUGUGGUUUCUUGCACAGUGAGGACAUUCUCCGGAAAGGGACAGGAUACAGAAAUUGGAGUGAGAAACACAUCCUCAAGUGCAAGUUGCGAGAAAGCUUUGCUUGAAGAGUCUGAUGGAGAGUGAAGGCUGUCAAGAUUUUAAAUCUAUGUUUGUCUGUGUGCGUGUGUGUCUGUGUAGCAGUGUUAAUUUUGGCAGCCAUUUUUGAUUUAGUCUAAAUCUUAGUCCUUAGACGAAAAUGCAUAUUAGUUUUAGUCACAUUUAGUCAUUUUUAUCCUUCUUAGUUUUAGUCUAGUUUUCGUCACAUUUAAUAGCCACAUUAAACUCUAGCUGGCAGUACUUAGGUUGUCCAUUAGAUAUCCCUCUUAGCAUAGGUCUAUAGCAGGGGUCGGCAACCUUUACUAUCAAAAGAGCCAUUUUGCCCCCUCUUCCCCAAAAUAAAAUUUGUCUGGAGCUGCAAAACAUAUUUGAUAACAAAGCUAAUACAUUUUUAUAUAAAGUUAUACUAUACUAAACCUAUUUGGAAAUAAAUUAAACACAGAACUAUGUAGGGCUAUUUGAAUCCUCCCCAUAUUUGUGAGAAAUGUAUGAAAUAAGAAGUAGCACACACACACACACGCAUAGUGGCUUGGUGUUAAUCUUGAAGCUGGUUAAAAUGUGUGUGCGUCACAUUUCUGUUUAAUCUUGCACCUGCCUGUUAUGGGAACUUUGAAUCUGUGACAUUCAAUUCACUGUACUUCUACUUGUUCUCAUGUAUACGUUUUUUUAGAUUGUGCAUGCUUACUGAAGACUCACAAGGCUUCAGCUGAUUCAAGGCUUUUUCUCAAAACUUAAAAUCGCACUGUCAUGAUAUGAAGCGGCUCUUCGUCAUUUCCUGAUUCGAACCCGGGAUGAUGGUACUACAACUGUGCAACAUCAGGGAGGACAUUCCCUCGUUAUUGACCUAUCCUGUUCUACCUACUGUUCUAAAAUAUUACACGCCGUACGUGUGGGGCUAUUAUUUACUACCCCGUGCUACUGAUUUAGCCAAGGCUGUGCGUGAGUGCCCAUAGCUAUGCUGUUAAAUUUCCAUUGCUUCUUAAUAAAUACUUGAUUGAACCAAA
Molecule: messenger RNA, 2044 nt
Organism: Pleuronectes platessa (European plaice)
Lineage: Eukaryota; Metazoa; Chordata; Actinopteri; Pleuronectiformes; Pleuronectidae
Product: transmembrane protein 45B
Exons: 7
Coding region: 225-1067 (280 amino acids)
Source: RefSeq, a predicted model, not a curated record